Molecule: messenger RNA, 3912 nt
Organism: Trichobilharzia regenti
Lineage: Eukaryota; Metazoa; Platyhelminthes; Trematoda; Strigeidida; Schistosomatidae
Source: the annotation of a GenBank genome assembly
AUGGAAGUAAGUGAAAACAAAGUGAAGUGUCUACAACAAUGGGUCAAAUUCAUCAUCCCGGGAAACGAAAACUUAGAUAUUGGGGAGUGGCGAACCCUAUUGGAACUGAUUGAUUUAGCGAAGGAUUCCGAUUUCUGCCGUAGAGAGGAGAUCGAAAGCAUACCUCAGACGGUGUACAGCAUUUUGUCAGAGUUCUAUUCCAUUGACGUAAACACGGUUAUUCCGGAGAGCAGUGAAGAAAAUCGUCCACCGAUGUACACGCAUUACUGUCUUUUAUUGUUAGUCCUAACUAUGGGACUGCGUUUGAAACCCAAAUUAUUUAUGAACGCAGCCUUCCAGCUUCCUAGCACAAUGCAUUAUUACAUUGUUGAAAUGACUCAACCUCUGAUUGAAGAUUGCCCCAUAUCAGUGUCUUCUUUCGAGACUCUGUCUUUUGGCUCGGAGAAUCAGGCAGUUACACCAAUCCGUCAAAUCAAGUCUCUUAAGGCUCCUCUGACUUGCCCUGCCUUCUCAAGAGUCCCAUCGUUACCGUUUGGACACAAGGAGAAAACAAUGGUCAAUUCCAAAGUAUCAUUUGAUGAUUUUUAUACCGAGAAUGAAGGCCCUUACAAAUUAACUGGUCAUUCAAUUUAUUUGUCUCCAGGAAAGUGUUUUCAUUCUAGUUGUGACGUGCAUAAAGUGAAAAGUUAUGUGACAAAGGCUGACUUUGAAUCAGUAAUCGAAUCACCACUGUAUUGUCUGAAGUCAAUUUUAGAAUCACCACAGGUCGUCCCUAAGAGUCAAUUUCUGUCUAAAUUGGAUGAAAUACGAUGUUUAUCUUCAAAACUCUCGGAGAUCCAGCAUUUGUAUGAAGAAAAUAUGUGCGAAUUGAAUCGUCUAAAUUCAGAGCUAAAGACUUCGGAAAUGAAGAGAAAAGAGGUUGAGAUGCGUCUGAAGCGACGUGAAUCAGAGUUACUGGAAUUACGUGACGAGUUGACGUGUGAGAUUGAAAUGCGUUCACAUCAUGAAAAGCGAUCGAAUCUUGUUGAUGAUUUACAGGAUAGUUUGAAGGAUGCUAGAGAGAAAUUGAAAUCUAUGGAUCAUGUGAGUAAAGAAAAUGAGAAACUUUUGGAGGAAAACAGUCGUCUGAAAGCCAAGCAAAAAGAAUUUGAAAGUUUUCGUCUACAAGCAUCUUAUCAACAGGAACUUGAACGUCAACUUUCGCAAAUGAGGGUCGCUGCCCAACUUGCUGAUAAUGAGUUACACGAAUUGUUGUGUCAGCGUGAAGAACUUCUGGCGAGAUGUGAAGCGGAGAAGUUGGCGAAGGAGAAUUCUUUGAUUCGCAACCAAGGGUGUGUUUCCGGAGCGCCUUCUGGUGAAUCAUGUAGGUUGGAAUUGAGCUGUUUUGGGAUGAGUCCACCUUCUUCUCCAGACUCAUCUCAGCCAGGAGUGGAUACGAGAACUGAGGUUCCUGUGUCAAAUGAUUUGGGUUUUGGAGAGAGUUUAGCAUCCGUUGUGAUGGUGGAUAGUCAACUGAAAGGAUUGGAGUCAGAUGUCUUGAAAGCUGAAAGCGAAUAUCAAAGUAUGAAGAAGAAGUUUAUCCUGCAAAGGUUCAUCUCGUUAGUUCUUCGGGCUGUUGUAAGACAUCGAGGCAGUGUUAUCGACAACUCAAAACAUUUAAUUGAGCUUUUGAGCAAAGAAAUGAGUCGAAGAUAUUCACAGAUAAAUGGAAGAAUUGAGAAAUUAAUUGAACAGGUUUCAAAUGCCGAGGUGAGAUUGAAUGAUACGAAAGAGGCAGUCACAGAGAUGCGGAAGAGGCAGUGUGAAACGAUUAGUGAAUUAUGUGGUGAGAACAGACGGUUAACCGGUGAACUGGGUAGAAUCCAAGAGGCGAAUGAGGUGGUCCUACACAAAUGGGAGAAUGAAGUGGAUUGUCUUAUGGCGGAGAAUCAGAAACUUAGUGCUGAGGUGACGUCUCUGCGUUGUCAUCUUGGCGAUAAUAAAGCGAAGAUGGAUGAAGAUUUGAAGAGAAUCGAUGAGGCUGCCAGUGAAGUAGAAAGGUUGAAUUUCAGACUUACUGAUCUUGAAAGGAUGUUUAAUGAAUCGAAAGCUGUAAAUCAUAAUCUACGCGUGCAACUGAAUGAGCAACUUAAUGCGAAUAAAGCAUUUAGAUCAGCUGCUGAAGAAGAGAUAGAACGAUUGAAAAACACUCUGGCCACUUCUGCUUCAGAAUAUGAAUCUGUUGUUAGUCUUAUGACGGAUGAACAUCGUCGAGAGAAAGACAAACUCUUAUCAGACAUUAAACUUGCGGAAGAUUCAAAGGAGAUGGGUUUGCGAGAGGCAGGUCGACUAAAAGCUCUUUUGGAAGAUACAAAGAAUGAGCUGAGUGAUGAAAAGGAGAAGGCGAUUCAAGCGUCAACUUUGUCACGUGUUUUUAAAAAUGAGGUGGCUGAGUUACGAUGUGAUCUCUCUAAAACGCGAGAAAAUUUGUUAGAGGCUGAAGAGAGUUUGAGAAGUAGCAAUGAGUUGAUCGAUCGUUUACAGGCGACGAAUAAAGAUUUGACAGUUCAACUGUCAGCUGCUGAGAAUUCCUGUUCAACGAAGGAGAAAGAAAUAUGCAGACUGGUAACUGAAAUCGUUGAACUGGAAUCUAAGAAUAAGCGAAGUAGUGAAAAGAUCGGUGAACUCGAAUGUUUUGUUGAGUCAGCGACAGGUGUGCAGAAGGAUCUAGAACAUCAGUGUGGAGUGUUUCGGAAGCAGGUGAGCGAAAUGGAGGCUGGUUGGUUGUCUACUCGUCAACAGCUGACUGAGACGAGAGAACAAUUGGUCAAAACGGAGGAAUUGCUGCAUGUGCAUAGAUUGCGUCUGUUACGUGCAGAGUUUGAGAAAAAUGAAUUGUGUACACGUUUAGAAUUGAUUGGGAAGAAAACUGAAGUUGGUCAUCGAAGCAUUCGAUCAAACUCGGAUGUUGGCAGCGAUUUAUCAAGAGUAUGCCGUCGUGGUGUCGAAGCGACAACAAAUCAGGAUUCGAAAUCGGUAUGUGAAAGUUUGCUGAACCUUGUUGACAAGGAUGAUGGUGUAUUAAGGGAAGGUGAGGAAAGAGGUGUAGCGGGUGACAAAAUGUCUACAACUAAUAAAGCUAUUAAGAAAACAACUCGUGAUGUUUCUGUGCAAAUGUGUGGUCCGCAUUCACAUGAAAUGUGUUCAUCAGAUGGAUGGCCUUCCUUCGUGAAACCAAUGGCUCCAGUUAGUCGAGAAACAUUGAGGAACACUGCGAGCUAUGUAAUGUCACGUUCUGUGACUUAUCAUUGUCGUUCAGUUCCUCCUCCUGAUGGAGAAGAAGCGAAACAGGUGAAAAUAAUCGUACAUGAAAGAGCCGGAGAUCAUCAGUGUCGGGUGGAUCCGAACGCAGGAAGUACAGAUAAUAUGGUUCCAGAAGGUACGGAAUUAUUCGACCUAUACUCUGCACGCAAGUCAGUCGGAGAGGUGAUAAGACGACAACCAGACUCAGAAACUAUCUCUUCACAAACCGCUUCUUCACUCGAAUUGCCGUGUAUACCGGAAACCCCGGAAUAUCUGUUGAAUUCAGUCACUCUCCCCCGCGCUCGCAGCGCUCAUGAGUUAGCCACAGUUCCUCUGAAAAUGAGAUCUGGGAAGAAUUCGUCUCUUGCUCAUUCCGCGACUACUUCCUUCGUGUCACGAAACCCUGUUCCAUUGAUUGACAAGAGAACUGACCACAAGCAUAAAACCUCAGCGACUAAACGAUUACAUAUGCGUUUGAAACAUGCUGUGUCUCAUGAUUCAGAAAUGAAAGUUGCUCGCUUCGUGGAAGCCUAUCCAGCAGUCAAGGAUACUUCGAGAGACACAGUUUCGAGCGACAAGAAAUCUGAGAAGUCUGUUUGGCGCAAAGUAUGGACAAGGAAGAAAAAGUGA